AAUUGAACAGACCUCGAAGGCCGAAGCUAAAUUCUCGUCUACAUCAAAGUGGCACAAUGAAAUAAACAGAAAAAGAACCAAAUCUAAGUGUUUAGAUCCCAUCAUUCAUUUUCAUUCAACUGCUACAAUUUGAAAUGAAUAUGCUUUUUCUCUCUGUCUCCAUCUUCCUCCUCUUAGCUCCGGCGUCAUUGCCGUCGAUCGCGGCGGCGGAGACGGAGCAGCAGAAGCAGCAACAGUUCGCCGUUGACGGCGGGAAAGUAUUGGAGCUUGGUGAAUCCAACUUCGAUGCCGCAAUUUCCACCUUCGAUUAUAUUCUCGUCGAUUUCUAUGCUCCUUGGUGUGGCCACUGCAAACGUCUUGCUCCUGAGUUGGACAAAACUGCUCGCAUUCUUGCUGAAUUGAAGCAGCCCCUAGUUAUUGCAAAAAUAGAUGCUGACAAAUACAAACGUGUUGGUUCAAAAUAUGACAUCGAUGGAUAUCCAACUUUGAAGAUAUUUAUGCAUGGAGUUCCAACAGAUUACUAUGGACCAAGAAAAGCAGAUUUACUUGUACGAUUCUUGAAGAAGUUUGUUGCUCCUGAUGUGGCAAUACUGAAUUCUGACUCAGCUAUUAGUGAAUUUGUUGAAGCAGCCGGCACUAGCUUUCCUAUAUUCAUAGGCUUUGGUUUGAAUGAAUCUGCUAUAUCACAUUUUGCAGUAAAAUACAAGAAAAGAGCAUGGUUUUCUGUGGCAAAAGAUUUCUCGGAUAAAACCAUGGAGUUCUAUGAUUUUGACAAAAUACCUGCUUUGGUAGCUCGUCAUCCAAACUAUGAUGAGCAAAGCAUCUUCUAUGGCCCCUUUGAAGAAAAAUUCCUUGAGGAUUAUAUCAAGCAGAGUUUGCUCCCGCUGGCUUUGCCCAUUACUGAAGAAACUCUGAGGUUGCUGAAAGAUGAUGAGAGGAAAGUUAUUCUGACGAUUUUGGAAGAUGAAACUGAUGAGAGGUCUAAGGGAUUAGUGAAACUCCUGAAAGCUGCUGCAUCUGCAAACCGCGACUUCAUGUUUGUUUUUGUUGGGUUCAAGCAAUGGCAAGAGUUUGCUGAAUCAUUUGAAGUUUCUAAGAAAACUAAACUGCCAAAAAUGGUUGUUUGGGACGGAGAUGAGGAGUACUUUUCAGUUGUUGGCUCGGACAGUAUUGAAGAUGAAGAUCAGGGGUCCCAAAUUACACAAUUUAUUCAAGGAUACAAAGAUGGAAAUGUUAUUCAGAAACGUAUUAGCUCUGCUUCUUUCAUGGGAUUCGUGAACUCAAUGAUCGGAGUUGGAACAGUAACAAUCAUAGUGUUUGUGGUCGCAGUGGUGAUGAUCAUCCAAUCUUUAAAAGAGGAGCCCUUAAGGGUUGGUACAAGAGAUGAGGGAGAUUAUCCGAGCAGCUCCACCUCUCAGCCGGAAGACAGACAACCACUUCGUUCUGGAGACAAACAAGACAAGGAAGAUUAAGUUUUGUAUUGCAGAACUUCCAACCUCAAUCUAACCUGAAAUAGUUAGCUUGAAAAUCCUCGACAGGAAGACCAAACUACACGUUGGUCUUAGAGUGUUGUUAAGUUUCAUUCUCACCAUGAUCACAGCUCUUGUUAUCUUAAGGAAGUGAACGGCUAUACUUGUAGGAAUUCUGUACCCAGGGGUUGGUAAAGCAGACUAAUGCUUCAAGUUGUGCUAUUUUUUGUAUUAUUUAUAGUAAAAUAUGGAGGUAAACUUAGUUUCCCACUGUAUAAAUUUGUUUAAAACUAGAAAUGAUGCUGCUGCCAGUGGUUCUUUUC
Molecule: messenger RNA, 1792 nt
Organism: Nicotiana tabacum (common tobacco)
Lineage: Eukaryota; Viridiplantae; Streptophyta; Magnoliopsida; Solanales; Solanaceae
Product: protein disulfide isomerase-like 5-2
Biological process (GO): response to endoplasmic reticulum stress; protein folding
Cellular component (GO): endoplasmic reticulum
Molecular function (GO): protein disulfide isomerase activity
Source: RefSeq, a predicted model, not a curated record